AUGCGAGGUGCCGGUAACCAAGGUUUUGUCAAAUCCGUUAAUGAUGCCAACCUGAUGUUUGAGUUUUUGCUGAAUGGGCUGGUGAUCGACCACGAUAACAAUGUUGCUCUGCGUGAUGAAGAAAUGGCUUCAAUGAGACAGGGGCGAGCGUUCCUUGCCCUAAUAAAUGACAACAUACCGAAGACCGCGCCUGCCAUGGAGGACCUGCUGGUAACUCUGGAAGACCACGAGAACUCUCUUCCUCAACACCGGUUUGAGAGGCUUAUCCUGGGAACUGCUUACUCAGCUUACCAGGUUCAGCAUCAGAAUUUGGAAAGUGAAAAGAAAGUCUGGGGAAACAUUCUGGGCAGGUUGGCUAAUGCUACUUUCGUUCAGCUACGCAAAUCUUCAUAACACUUUGGAGAAAGCAAUGAGGGCAUUCAUUUUCUGUUGCUACGUGCCGAU
This is a messenger RNA of Chanos chanos (milkfish), 444 nucleotides long. RefSeq names its product protein FAM180A. The transcript is spliced from 3 exons. NCBI's taxonomy places the organism in Eukaryota, Metazoa, Chordata, Actinopteri, Gonorynchiformes, Chanidae. The record is from RefSeq and is a predicted model, not a curated record. The coding region runs from base 1 to 393 and encodes 130 amino acids.